Messenger RNA from Sorex fumeus (smoky shrew), 374 nucleotides. It is a transcript of the gene CUNH17orf67, whose product is annotated as chromosome unknown C17orf67 homolog. NCBI's taxonomy places the organism in Eukaryota, Metazoa, Chordata, Mammalia, Eulipotyphla, Soricidae. The transcript has 4 exons. The coding region runs from base 1 to 273 and encodes 90 amino acids. The record is from RefSeq and is a predicted model, not a curated record.
AUGAAGGGCUUCUUGCUGCUGGCGCUGUCCCUCACCUUGCUGACUGUCUUCUCAGAGGCUUCCCCGAUUCUGACGGAAAAGCAGGCUAAGCAGCUCCUGAGAUCCCGGCGCCAGGACCGGCCCAGCAAACCCGGCUUCCCCGACGAACCCAUGCGGGAGUACAUGCACCACCUCCUCCGCCUGGAGCACCGAGCUGAGGAGCAGUUCCUGGAGCACUGGCUGAACCCCCACUGCAAGCCCCACUGUGACAGGAACUUGGUCCAUCCUGUCUAAGGGCUCGGGCCAGCUCCGCAGCCAUUCAGAUAAACAUCAGCCUGGAUGAUGGCAGAACAGAACACGCAUCUCCUUUCAUCUUUUUGUCCCAUGGAAACGGG